This is a messenger RNA of Soboliphyme baturini, 297 nucleotides long. The record is from the annotation of a GenBank genome assembly. NCBI's taxonomy places the organism in Eukaryota, Metazoa, Nematoda, Enoplea, Dioctophymatida, Soboliphymatidae.
AUGGGAGUCACGCAGCAGCGUUUCAAAUUGUCGGUCCAAUGCCGAAUCGAAACUGCUGCAAAAGUGAACAGUCUCGCCGUUGAUGGCAGCCCGGUGAUCAAACAAGCGGUUGAUUAUCUGAAGGGCAUCUUCAACAACCACACUUACCGGCAUUGGUAUCGUCCUUCCGCACAAUACUUUUCAUGCAAGGCAACCGUAGCCCAACCAAGCGACACGUCUCUCAGCUCGAUCACAAAGCACUCAUACGAAUCUAAAAGCAAAGCUUUGACGCUUCUGAACAGAACAGAUAGUGCCUAA